AUGGCUGUUCGUUUCGCCGGUGCUCUGAAGGAGCUUAGAAUUCACUUAUGUCAAACUAACCAACAAUCCGCUGGUGUUAGAGACUUCAUCCAAAAAUACUAUGUGGGUUUAAAGAAAGAAAAUCCUAAGUUCCCUAUACUGAUCCGCGAAUGUAGUGGUGUUCAACCUCGCGUCUGGGCUCGCUAUGACCGAGGUUCUGAAAAGAGUGCAUCUUUGACAAACCUAUCUUCAAAUGAUGUACUAUCCACCAUUAAGCAACUAGUGAAGUGA
This is a messenger RNA of Danaus chrysippus (African queen), 270 nucleotides long. Lineage: Eukaryota; Metazoa; Arthropoda; Insecta; Lepidoptera; Nymphalidae. The record is from the annotation of a GenBank genome assembly.